This is a messenger RNA of Prionailurus viverrinus (fishing cat), 3373 nucleotides long. RefSeq names its product component of oligomeric golgi complex 2 (gene COG2). Bases 785 to 2761 code for a protein of 658 amino acids. The transcript is spliced from 16 exons. Gene Ontology annotation, biological process: intra-Golgi vesicle-mediated transport; Golgi organization; protein transport. NCBI's taxonomy places the organism in Eukaryota, Metazoa, Chordata, Mammalia, Carnivora, Felidae. Gene Ontology annotation, cellular component: COG complex; membrane. The record is from RefSeq and is a predicted model, not a curated record.
UAAAACAAGCUGCUGGAAAGCAUGUGGUCCUCGUUUGCCUUCUCCAAGAAGAAUUCCUUUCAUCUGUCAGUUCGUGGUGCGGUGGUUGUUUUCUCAUGGUUUCAUGAUUAUUGUAUUUGCCUUCAGAAAAGUUGUAAAUGAUUUUCUAUUUUUGCAUGUGGUAUUAUGACCUAAAAAACAUGUUCGAUCUGAAGAAGACAGAUUCUCAGAGUAGACAGCCUUAAAAUGUCAGGGGAGAGGAAGAAUAUUUCCAAAUUCAACUUAUUAAUGCCACCUUACUCCCAUGUAAAUGGUUUCCAGCUUCUGAAUGGCUCAUUUGAACAGUUCCUAAUUUGUAAGUAUCCCCUCCCCGCCCAGACAGUAAUGUACAUGUGCUCAGGCUCCCAGACUGGUCCACAAAAGCUAUGAAAUCCUUCAUGUAACCGAAGGAUGAUAUAGAUGUAAUAUCUAAUAAUGUUUCUCUGAGAAAAUCCCUGCUGUGGGAAUAGAACUCCCCACUCCCAGACGUUGGGAAUGGGAACUCCGCCUGGUGAACAGCGGAGGGGAACUUAGGGCAUCACUUCCAACAGAAAACUGUGCCGUCCUGUCCUCCCCCACCCCCCAGUCUGUGUCGAUGCCCUGACUCACCCCCCCCCACCCCCCCAACCCCUCUGUUUGGAUGCACUGUUGUGAACUUGGUGCUCUGCACCGUCCUGUCCUGGGUAUGUCACCCCUAGCUUGAGUGGCCUCGUGCAUCAGCCCAUAAGACAGCACCUGGAACCUGAGGAGAUACUAGAAGUGGAAGAUGAUCUGGAAAAAACGUGGAGUCCCAGCCAAUGUCAGUGCUGAGAAGCCCAGAGGAGGGAGCCUCAGGUCAUCUGUCAGUGAAGGCAUUCGGGCAGUGGAUGAACGGAUGUGUAAGCAAGAGGACAUCAGGAAGAAAAAGAUGUGCGUGUUGAGGCUUAUACAAGUUAUUCGAUCAGUUGAAAAAAUUGAAAAAAUCUUAAAUUCUCAAAGCUCUAAAGAAACAUCUGUACUAGAAGCAAGCAGCCCACUUUUGACUGGACAGAUUUUGGAGAGAAUUGCCACAGAAUUUAACCAGUUACAGUUUCACGCUGUUCAAAGCAAAGGCAUGCCUCUUUUGGACAAAGUAAGACCGCGGAUAGCUGGCAUUACAGCCAUGUUACAGCAGUCACUGGAAGGCCUGCUCUUAGAAGGUCUCCAGACUUCCAACGUUGAUAUAAUACGGCACUGCCUACGGACCUACGCCACAAUUGACAAGACACGGGAUGCCGAGGCCUUAGUCGGUCAAGUUCUAGUGAAACCCUACGUGGAUGAGGUGAUUGUAGAGCAGAUUGUUGAGUCUGAUCCGAACGGCCUUCAGAUCAUGUAUGAUAAGCUCCUGGAGUUUGUUCCUCACCAUUGCCGCCUUCUUCGAGAAGUCACAGGAGGGGCCAUCUCCAGUGAAAAAGGCAACAGUGUUCCUGGAUAUGAUUUUUUGGUGAAUUCUGUCUGGCCGGAAAUAGUACGAGGAUUAGAAGAAAAACUGCCUUCGCUUUUUAAUCCUGGAAAUCCCGAUGCAUUUCACGAGAAAUACACCGUAAGCAUGGAUUUUGUAAGAGCAUUUGAACAGCAGUGUGGAACACAGGCCAGCGUGAGGAGAUUAAGAGCACAUCCCGCCUAUCACAGCUUCAGUAAUAAGUGGAACUUGCCUGUUUAUUUUCAAAUAAGAUUUAGAGAGAUCGCAGGAUCCUUAGAAGCAGCACUUACAGCUGGGUUGGAGGACGCUCCAGCUGGCAGUUCGUUUUGCCUUUUGGCUUCUCACAGAACAUGGAGCAGCCUUCAGAGGUGCUGGUCAGACGAGAUGUUCUUGCCGGUGCUGGCGCAUCGUCUGUGGAGGCUCACACUGCAGAUUUUGGCUCGGUACUCCGUGUUUGUCAGCGAGCUUUUACUCAGGCCCAUCUCUAAUGAAAGUGCCAAGGAUAUGAAAAAGCCUUUGGUAACUGGUGGCAAAGACCCUUCAGUUACCCACGGAAACAGUGAAGACCAAGCAAGUGGCCCCGCGGAAACAAAGCCCGUGGCUUCCAUUUCCAGUACGCAGCUUAUAUAUGUGGUCGCCGACCUGGACAAGCUUCAGGAGCAGCUUCCAGAACUCUUGGAAACAAUCAAGCCAAAACUUGAAAUGAUUGGCUUUAAGAAUUUUUCUUCUAUCUCAGCAGCCCUGGAGGACUCCCAGACGUCUCUGUCCGCCUGUGCUCCUGCCUUGAGUGACAGGAUCAUCCAAGACUUAAGUGAGUCUUGCUUCGGCUACCUGAAGAGUGCCCUAGAGGUCCCCAGGCUCUACCGAAGAACCAAUAAGGAAGUGCCAACCACGGCCUCCUCUUACGUGGACAGUGCCCUGAAGCCAUUUCGCCAGCUUCAGAGUGGGCACAAGGAUAAGCUGAGACAGGCAGUAAUCCGACAAUGGUUAGAAGGCGCCCUCUCUGAGAGCACUCAUAAGUACUACGAAACCGUGUCCGACGUUCUGAACUCGGUGAAGAAAAUGGAGGAGAGCCUGAAGCGGCUGAAACAAGCCAGGAAAACCACUCCCGCCAACCCCAUCGGUCCCGGUGGCGGCAUGAGUGACGACGACAAAAUCAGGCUGCAGCUGGCCUUGGACGUUGAGUACUUGGGAGAGCAGAUACAAAAGAUGGGCCUGGCGACAAAGGACAUAAAGAGCUUCCCGGCCCUCGCCGAGCUGGUUGCCGCCACCAAGGACCAGGCAACGGCAGAGCAGCCGUGAGCAUCUUGGAAGAGCCCGCGGGGUGGGGAAAGCUGGACGUGGAGCCCGAGGGGAAGAAAGUGGCUCUGUCCUCGGGCCCAGUCUCCGCGGCCAAGAAGUGCUUCCACGGCGCCCGGCGUCUCGAGCAACACGCCAGGGCAGCUUCUCUCCGCACACUGGGGUCUCCUUUCGCCCAGGACAGAACACAGAAGCCUUUUUCCGUUGUAUGGAAGAUAGUUUUUAAGACACUUGAAACUUUCUACUCUAGUUUACAGAGCAAAUUAUUUUAUUUUUAUUGUAAAUCUUAGCGCGGAAGAGCUGAUUUCUAAAAUACGACUAAAGUGAAUAUAUACGUAGGACUCUGGAAAGCUGGGCCCGGGCCCCGACCCCGCUGUCGGAAGCGCCCGCCUGCUGGGGGUGGGGGGGCGACCGUGUCGGAUGGCUCCCCCUCCUCCGCCGGGAAAGCCGGUGCGCGCGGUGACGCCUCGUGACGCCCUGAGAGAGGCGGCAAGGGGCGCCCCCUCCGUUCUCCCCCUGGGUGCUCAGCGAGAGUGCUUCUGGUCACGCUGUCCCGGCAGGAGCUGGAACCUGUAGGAAGAUGCAUUUCCUGAAUAAAAAAAGUGUCUGCCAGAA